AUGAAGAUUGAAUUUGCUCCCCGCUCCAUCCCUCUCCGGAGGAGGCUCCAGACGGCUGCGGUGCUGCAGUGGGUCUUCAGUUUCUUGGCCCUAGCUCAGUGUUGCAUCGCUAUCUUCAUCGGCCUCCUCUUCACCCGCUUCUGGCUGGUCAGCGCACUCUACGCGGCAUGGUGGGCCUGGGAUGUGGACACGCCGAGCAGAAGUGGGAGGAGGGUCCACUGGAUCAGGAACUCGGUGGUCUGGAGAUACAUGCGGGACUAUUUCCCUAUCACGCUGGUGAAGACAGCCGAGUUGGACCCUGCGAAGAACUACGUCUCUGGCUUCCAUCCCCACGGGGUCCUGGCGGCCGGAGCCUUCCUCAAUUUCUGCACUGAGGCCUCAGGGUUUUCUAAGCUCUUUCCAGGGAUGUCCCCUUACAUGAUGAUGCUGCACCUCUGGUUCAGAAUCCCCUUCUUCCGUGACUACUUGAUGACUGGAGGUUUCGUCUCAUCUGACAAGGAAGCUGCUGCCCACGUCCUGAAGAAGCCGGGAGGAGGGAACAUGCUCAUCAUUGCCGUUGGAGGGGCUCAGGAAGCCCUGGACGCACGGCCCGGGGCCUUUACACUGCUGUUGGCAAACCGGAAGGGCUUUGUUCGCCUGGCGAUAGAACAUGGGGCGCCACUUGUCCCGGUGUUUUCCUUUGGUGAGAAUGAACUGUUUGAUCAAGUGGAAAACCCCAAGGGUUCGUGGCUGAGAUGGACCCAAGAGCGCCUGCAGAAGAUCAUGAAAAUCUCCCUGCCUCUCUUCCACGCUAGAGGGGUUUUCCAGUACAGCUUUGGGUUGCUUCCGUAUCGGCGGCCCAUCUACACCGUGGUUGGAAAACCCAUCCAAGUUGAAAAGAAACACAACCCAAGCCAAGAAGAUGUAGACGAGUUACACAGUAUAUACAUGGAAGAGCUGUGCAAACUUUUUGAAGAGCACAAAUUGAAGUACAACGUUCCUGAGGACAAGCACCUUUCCUUCAUAUGA
Messenger RNA from Euleptes europaea (tarantolino), 1008 nucleotides. It is a transcript of the gene MOGAT2, whose product is annotated as monoacylglycerol O-acyltransferase 2. The record is from RefSeq and is a predicted model, not a curated record. Gene Ontology annotation, cellular component: endoplasmic reticulum membrane. Gene Ontology annotation, biological process: diacylglycerol biosynthetic process; triglyceride biosynthetic process. Bases 1 to 1008 code for a protein of 335 amino acids. The transcript is spliced from 6 exons. Lineage: Eukaryota; Metazoa; Chordata; Lepidosauria; Squamata; Sphaerodactylidae. Gene Ontology annotation, molecular function: diacylglycerol O-acyltransferase activity; 2-acylglycerol O-acyltransferase activity.